Messenger RNA from Spirometra erinaceieuropaei, 1287 nucleotides. The record is from the annotation of a GenBank genome assembly. Lineage: Eukaryota; Metazoa; Platyhelminthes; Cestoda; Diphyllobothriidea; Diphyllobothriidae.
AUGUCCGUGAAAGUCUUUAUUUCGUCUGCCUCGGGCAGUCUAGGGGUUUGUGUUACACUUUGCUUUAUCUUUGUUCAGGUUAAGAAGAACCAGAUGAUGCUUUCUACAAUCCUCGCGGCUAAAAAAAUCGAACAUGAAGAAAUUGACUUGGCGGAUCCUACAAAUGAGGAGAAAAAGUUAACCCUCAUCGAGAAUCUAAAAAGCAUCGACAAAAUAUUUGUUCCUCCGAUUAUUUACAUUGACGACGAGUACAUCGGCGUAAUUAGUCCUUCGUUUUUUAUUCUUUAGAAUUUCGAAGAUUUCUUCGAGUCAGUUGAGUUGGAAAAUCUCGAGGCCUUCCUUCGUUUGCCCGGAGCUAAGGAGGUAACUUCCCUAAUCGACAUCUGACCUUUUUUAACAGAAAACGUUUGAGGAAAUAGUUUCUCAGUCGGAGGUACCGCAAGUGCACUUAAACCCAUUGGCUCUUGUCGCGCGCAUGUCGCAUGCUGCAUGCCAAAUUUGCACCAACUGCCCGCUCAUCUGUAAUGCAUCCUUGAUCGUUACAGGCACCAACAACUGAAUCCGCUCCGAAAAAGGUAGGAUCUCUUUUUUACUUAAGUUUCGAAGGAAAAGUCGGAUGGUGAAGCCUCUCAGGCCUCCGAAAGUGAGUCAGAGGACGGCUCAUCUGCUAGUGCAAAGCGAAAAAAGAGCUCGUCCACUGACGGUGACAGCUCUGAAGCCUCUGAUAAAAAGAAGACAAAGUCAGGAGGCGAAGAGGCCGAGGAAGAACACAAAUCCGGAGAUAAGAAGUCAAAGCCAUCCGAUGGUGCCAAAGAAAAGGCUAAGGGAGCAAACGAGAAGGAAUCCGCUUCCUCCGAAUCGGAGUCGGCUUCCUCCUCUGAAGAGUCUGAGGAGGCGCAGGAUGAUAAGAAAGCGAAGGACGAAAAGGAAGAAAAGUCGACGACGGAAGUUAAGACCAAAGAGUCCUCGGAGUCAGAAAGUGAAGAAUCGUCCGAAGAGUCGGAAGAGAAGGCUUCUCCCCAAGCAUCAAACGCUGGCAAAACUAAAAAAGAGACGGAAGAAUCUGAAUCCAAUAGCGAGAGCGAGGAAUCAGAGGUUUCGGAAAAACCAAAAACGGCCUCGAAACCGACAGCGGGGUCAAAGGCUUCUGAUUCUGAAUCCUCUGAGACAGAAAGUGAAUCCGAAACAGAGGAGACCUCAAAGAAGCCUUCCCCGAAAGCCGAUCCCAGAACUGACAAGAAAGAGGAGUCUGAGAGCUCUGAGUCCGAAACGGAGUCCUCCGACUAA